Pterocles gutturalis (yellow-throated sandgrouse) is the source of this 2640-nucleotide messenger RNA. RefSeq names its product toll-like receptor 4 (gene TLR4). Gene Ontology annotation, cellular component: membrane. Gene Ontology annotation, molecular function: lipopolysaccharide binding; lipopolysaccharide immune receptor activity; transmembrane signaling receptor activity. Gene Ontology annotation, biological process: inflammatory response; defense response to Gram-negative bacterium; toll-like receptor signaling pathway. The record is from RefSeq and is a predicted model, not a curated record. Bases 56 to 2605 code for a protein of 849 amino acids. Lineage: Eukaryota; Metazoa; Chordata; Aves; Pterocliformes; Pteroclidae. The transcript has 3 exons.
UCAGAAGGUUUCUCGCUCCAGGUCCUUGAGUGAUACCCAUUCUGCUUUCUCCUGCAUGCCUGGCCUCCAGAAGAUGCCCAGGAGGGACCUGCUUACCCCACGGACACUUGUGGUGCUGCUGCAGCUGGCGCUUGUCCCAUCACAGCUGGCAGGCUGCCUCCUCAAUCCCUGUUUGGAGGUCGUCCCUGACAAAGCUUUCAGAUGCGUGGGACUGGACACCUCUGGAGUUCCCCCUGAAGUCCCAAAUACCACCCAGAGCUUGGAUCUCAGUUUCAACAAUCUGAAAUCACUGGGAUCCAAUUAUUUUUCAUCAGUCCCUGAACUGCACCUUCUGGAUCUUACAAGGUGCCACAUCCAUACAAUAGAAGAUAACUCUUUUCAGGAUCUUCAUAAACUUUCCACCUUAAUUUUAACUGCCAAUUCCCUCCAGUACCUGGGGACAGCAGCCUUCUAUGGCUUAACAUCUCUGAAAAAACUAGUCUUGGUGGAAACCAACAUAGCCUCUCUGACUGACCUACCCAUUGGACACUUGCAUACCCUGCAGGAGCUGAACUUGGGCAACAACAACAUUGCUUCAUUGAAGCUUCCCAAGUAUUUCACCAACCUGACCUCUCUCAGGCACCUGAGCUUUCUCUCUAACAAGAUCACACAUAUCUCCAAAGGAGACCUUGAUGCCCUGAGGGAAGCAAACAGGCUCAACCUCACACUGGUGCUUUCUUUAAAUAAUAUAAAGUACAUACAACCAGGGUCCUUUGCAAAGAUUCACCUUGCUGAGCUGGUUCUAAGGUCCUCUUUUGAGAACUUCAGUGUGAUGCAGACUUCCCUUCAAGGCCUGACUGGUUUACAGGUCAACAGACUAAUAGUUGGAGAAUUCAGUGACAGGCAGAGACUGGUAGACUUUCAGAGGGGACUCUUGAGUGGACUGUGUCAGGUACAAAUGCAAGAGUUUGUCUUAAUCUGCUUCAGGGGGUUUGAGGAUGAUACAGACACUCUUUUUAACUGCAUAGGCAAUGUCUCCAGUAUUCGGCUGGUGGACCUCCAUCUUGAAGAAGUGUCAGAGGUUCCUAUGUUCUCCCAAGUGAAACAUCUGGAGUGCAAGAAAUGCAAGUUUAAGGAAGUGCCGGCUGUGAAGCUGUCUCUUUUCAAAGAGCUGAGAGUGCUUCGUAUUACCCAGAGCAAACACCUCAAUAGCUUCAGGCAGAAAUUUGAGAGUCUAAGUAACUUGGAGGUCAUUGAUUUCAGUGAGAAUCGUCUCUCCUUCACUGGUUGCUGUUCCCCUCAGUUUCGCAAGUGUCCAAAUUUGAAACACUUGAACCUAAGCUUCAAUUCUGACAUCAGUGUGACUGGGGAUUUCACUAACAUGAAGAAUUUGUUAUAUUUGGACCUUCAGCACACAAAGUUAUUUGGUCCUGGCUCCUACCCUGUCUUUCUAUCCCUUCAGAAACUCAUUUACCUUGAUAUUUCCAAUACCAGAACUCAUGUUAAGUCCCAGUGUACGUUUUGUGGCUUAAACUCUUUGCGAGUGCUCAAGAUGGCAGGCAACUCCUUUCAGAACAACAAAUUGGCCAACAACUUCAAAAACCUAACUCACCUCCACACCUUGGAUAUUUCAAGUUGCAAAUUAGUACAGGUGGAUCAAAGUACAUUUGAUGCUCUCUCUGAACUAAAAGAGCUGAACAUCAGCAACAAUAAGCUGCUGAGCUUUGAUCCUGUGGUCUACAAGCCGCUCCAAGCCCUCACAGCCCUGGAUUUCAGCCACAACCAGCUCAGUGUUCUUUUGGACUCAGCCCUGGAAAUCCUGCCUAAUAGUCUGGUCCUGCUAGAUAUCUCUCAAAACCUGUUUGAAUGCUCUUGUGUACACCUGAACUUUCUGAAAUGGAUCAAGGAAAAGCAGGAGCUGCUGCAGAACGAGGAGUCGAUGAUAUGCCAUACGCCUGCAUACACGAAGAACAUGAGCUUGUUAAGCUUUGAUCUGUCCUCCUGCCAACUCAGUGCAACCACAGUGACAUUCUUAGUGAUCAUGUUGCCCGCUGCAACGGUGUUCCUUUUCCUGAUUUACAAGUACUACUUCCAGCUAUACUACUCCUUGGUGCUGCUCAGUGGGUGUAAACACUCUGCAGAAAGGGGUGACACCUAUGAUGCAUUUGUUAUCCACUCCAGCAAAGACCAAGAAUGGGUGAUAAAAGAGCUGGUGGAACCCUUAGAAAGAGGAACACCUCCCUUCCAGCUUUGUCUUUACUACAGGGAUUUCCUACCAGGGGUACCCAUUGUCACCAAUAUCAUUCAAGAAGGUUUUCUGAGUAGCAGAAAUGUCAUUGCAGUCAUCUCUACUAACUUUCUGGAGAGCAAAUGGUGUAGCUUUGAGUUUGACAUUGCCCAGUCCUGGCAGCUUGUUGAAGGAAAGGCUGGAAUCAUCAUGAUUGUAUUAGAAGAAGUAAAUAAGGACUUGCUGAGGCGGAAGCUGGGGCUGUCCCGAUACCUGAGGAGGAACACCUAUCUGGAGUGGAAAAACAAGGAAAUCAGCAGGCACAUAUUCUGGAGGCAGCUCACUGGAGUCCUGCUAGAAGGCAAAAAGUGGAAUCACGAGGAGGUAAAGCUCAUGUGAAGAGAAAGAGAGAUUCUUUCUUCUGUCCUGUCUCC